CCGAGUGGCCCAUCAUUAAGCUUCUGCAGCAUCCCCCGAGCAGGUCGUCGUCGUUAAUAGAGUUUUGGAGUUUCCAGUGUUUCUCCCGUAAUUAAAAUGGAAAUUAUUUCGAGAGCCCUUGUUCUGCUAGCGCUGUUUGCAGUACUUCUAGUCGUUCAAACUGAUUCUGCCCCGGCCCGGCCAGCUGAAGAUGACUCGGUGCAGUACAGCCGCCAGGAGCUAGUUCAACUCUUCCAGGAGGACGCCAAGUGGGCCUCGUCCUCGAGCAAUAGCCGGGGCCGCAGUUCGGAGGAGUUGAAGCAAAAUCUGCGCACCGUCAUGAAGGCGCUCAACAUCCAACCGGUACCGCGUACCACCGUCAACCCGCUGUUGUACGUCCCGAUGCCUCACCAGCCGAUCUACGACGUUGACGGUAAUCGGUUGAACUGAGUUUGAAGUAAAAAAUGUGAAAAUUGUGAAAUAAAGUUAAUCGUUGUGAAAUU
This is a messenger RNA of Culex pipiens pallens (northern house mosquito), 482 nucleotides long. RefSeq lists its product as uncharacterized. The coding region runs from base 97 to 429 and encodes 110 amino acids. The transcript is spliced from 3 exons. The record is from RefSeq and is a predicted model, not a curated record. NCBI's taxonomy places the organism in Eukaryota, Metazoa, Arthropoda, Insecta, Diptera, Culicidae.